Messenger RNA from Spodoptera frugiperda (fall armyworm), 1739 nucleotides. RefSeq names its product proteasome subunit alpha type-1 (gene Prosalpha6). The transcript has 6 exons. The record is from RefSeq and is a predicted model, not a curated record. The coding region runs from base 140 to 970 and encodes 276 amino acids. Gene Ontology annotation, cellular component: proteasome core complex; nucleus; proteasome core complex, alpha-subunit complex. Gene Ontology annotation, biological process: ubiquitin-dependent protein catabolic process. NCBI's taxonomy places the organism in Eukaryota, Metazoa, Arthropoda, Insecta, Lepidoptera, Noctuidae.
CAAUAAUUGUGUUUUGUUUGACAAAGCUAAAUUUGACUUUGACGUUACAAAUUUCACUCAUCAUCGUCUGCCGUCGGCUUCUUUCUUGAAGCUAAAACUUAAUUAUUAUUGAAAUUUUCAUCAAUUACUUAAUUUCAACAUGUUCAGAAAUCAGUAUGACAGCGAUGUUACGGUAUGGAGCCCUCAGGGUCGGCUCCACCAAGUGGAGUACGCCAUGGAAGCUGUAAAACUCGGAUCAGCUACCGUAGGCCUGAAGAACAGACAGUAUGCCGUCCUUAUUGCUCUCAAGAGGGCUGUCAGUGAGCUCUCUGCCUACCAAAAGAAGAUUAUUCCGAUUGAUGAGCAUAUUGGCAUCUCCAUCUCCGGUUUGACUGCUGAUGCUAGGAUGUUGAGCCGUUUCAUGCGCACUGAAUGCCUGAACCACAAGUACUCACAUGACGCACCAAUGCCAGUUGGCCGCCUCAUCGGUCUGGUUGGCAACAAGAUGCAGAUUUGUACGCAGAGGUACGACAAGAGGCCUUUGGGAGUGGGACUGUUAGUAGCUGGCUACGAUGACCAAGGACCACAUAUCUACCAGACGUGUCCAUCAGCUAACUUCUUCGACUGCCGUGCAAUGGCCAUCGGAGCUCGGUCACAAUCAGCUCGUACUUACUUAGAGAAACAUCUGUCUUCGUUCCUGGACUGCGAUCUACAGGAGCUGGUGGCUCACGGACUUAGGGCUCUUAGAGAUACUUUGCCUAAUGAAGUGGAUCUUAAUACUAAGAACGUAUCCAUCGCGAUUGUGGGUCCAAAGACUCCGCUGCGCAUAGCUGAUGAAGAGGAGCUGACUCGUCUGCUGGCGCUGGUGGAAGGUGAAGAGAGGAGGGGCGGCAGUGCCAGCGCCACUGGUGACGCGGGUGCGCCUGCUGACCGCGACCGUGAUGCCCCGGGGGACGAUCCUCAACCCGCCGUGGCCAUGGAUACGGAGUAAACGACGAGCGACUCCGGGAUGCUGAUGAUGGUGAAGUUACCAAGGCCGAUAGAACUAGCAAGUUUUACCGUUGCUAUGGUAACCAAAAUGUCUUCGUCACCAGCGCCAAGACUUCGCGUCUCCCUUUUCGUUGCUCGAUCAAAGAAUUGCCUUGGCCAGUGUUUAGGAGUAUAGCUACAUGUUACUAAAUGUAUAUAAACAAAACUAGCUACUGCCGUUUCUAUUCAUCGUAGCGUGAUGUUUUCUUAUAACCUAGAGGGAUUAGCGCGUUCAAACGAAUAAACAAACUCUUUAGUUUUAUUGCAGUCGCACUAGCUACAAAAAUGCUUUGUCAUUUUUGAUAUUAAGUCUUUGACUGCCAAUAGAAAUCUGUUGAAGGCAAAUCCUCCGCUAACGUCGGUCACCGGUGACCACCAAGGCGUUCUAUGUGUUAAAUGAUUUUACGACUUAGAAUAUCUCUUGAAAACACGCGAUCCUGUAAGAAAUCUUGUUCAAAAGUAGCCUAUAUUAGUCACAAAAAGAAAACUUUUCAAUAGGGAAAGUAUUUUUUAAAUCUGUCUAGUAGUUUCGGAGCCUAUUCAAUGCAAACAAUCAUAUAAUUAUUGUACCUAUGUCUCUGAAUACUACAUUUUUAUUCACAGUCGAGUAAUUUAAUCUACAUUUAGUGAUAUCGUCGUACGACUGAGCACUGGCCAAGGCAAUAAGGGAUAAUCGCAUUUUACUAUACUUUUAUUUUCAAUUUGUAUUCAAUAAACAUUUUCUUUAUUAA